GGACACUUUGCUUUCAUCGUUACCGAUUCUAAUUUUCUCUGUCAGAGCAGUAACGCUGCUGUUAACUUCACUCAGACAGCUGUCAAAGCAAGUCUUUUCGUUCCGAACAGUCGGGACGCGAUCAGCUGGAAUUUAACAGCUGAAACAACAGAAACAACAACGUCCUCCGCCGUAGCUAGCAAGACAUGCUAAGUUUAGAAGGCUGUCAUACUUCGUCAAAGCUGGGUUUAACGCAGUGUGUUGUGCUGGCGGUUAUGUGUCCUGGCUCUGAAGUGCAGUGUUCGUGGUUUCAUGUAACGCUUGCGAGUCGCAACGAUUGUUUACAACAUGAAGCUAACGGUACUAGCAUGCUAUAUCCGUUUUUUCAUUAGCACGUUAGCUCCGGUGGGGUAACAAACCCGACGCAGAACUGUCCUGACGUUACACAAACGUCUCUGACAUACAGGAUUUUUAAAUAUCUUAGUUUGUUUGAGGUUUGAAAAUGUUGUAUAACUGUUACUCUGACUGUGUCUGUGCGGUUAGCUUGUCUGUGGCUUUGCUGUAGCUCGUUUUACUGUUGCGGUGUUGCAGUUUCCGUGACACUUCCGUGCAUAGUUACACAGUAGCCUUCUGGUUUUGCGAAAACCAAUGAUGAUUUGUUAAACUGUGUAGGCGAAUGUGUUUGAUUUGCUGCUGCUUUGGUAUGGACACAAGUUUUUAUACUUAUACAUGGUGAUACAGCCCUAACCCUGCGACUCAGUCGUUUGGGCUAUGAGACAAAUCAGUGGCAGAUUGGCUGAAACAUGGAUUUUAAUAGUUUACCCCCCUAAGAUACAGUAGAAGAAUUUGAAGACAGCAUUACACAAAAAAAGAUGAAAAUUCCCAAGAUGUCCAUCAAGUCUUCAGGAAACUCUAUUGAGAACCGUUUUGGAGAGGAGAGGAUGCCACUCAGGCAUAAAAAGGCCCUGUCACACGAUCAUGGACGCCCCCUCUCCAACUCUUCCAAGAGCCUUGCAGCUGUUGUGGCACGACUAGAGAGGAAUGCAGCCAACUCCUGUAUGGAGGGUGAAGAGGACCUGGAUGAGGAUCGGCUGGCUGAAGAAGGAGGGGAUGCAGAUGACGAAGAUGACGAUGUGGAGGCAGCACAUCGGCGACAUCAUCACCAGCAACAACAGCAACAUUUGGAGAUGGACACAGAUUGCGUGUCGGAGGUAGCCGCCGCUGUUGUUCCUCGAGUUCUGUACGAGGAGCUGGUUCACAGCUACAGGCAACAGGAGGAGGAGAUGAGGCGACUGCAGCAGGAGCUGGAGAGAACCCGUAGGCAGCUAGUGCAGCAGGCCAAGAAGCUGAAAGAGUAUGGCAGCUUGCUGACAGAAGUCAAAGAACUGAGGGACUUUAACAGGAGACUGCAAGAUGUACUUCUCAUGAGAUUGGGCAGUGAGCCUAUGCAUGACAAUGGCACUCAGACAAUCAAGGCUGAAGUGGUUGAACCUAUUGUUGAGACCCAGGAAAUGUGCAGAGAAGAAGCCAACACAAGCUCCAGCUACUCGCCCUCACCUAGAACAGUGUACACCUGCAACGAUGGGAAGGUUCAUCUUGGUGGUGGGAUCUGGGUGGAGGAAGAGAAAUGGCACCAGCUGCAGAGGACCCAGGGAGACUCCAAGUUCACAAAGAACCUAGCUGUUAUGAUCUGGGGCACAGAAACUCUUAAAAACCGUAGUGUCACGGGAGUUGCAACUAAAAAGAAGAAAGAUGCCCUGCCCAAACCUCCUUUGUCACCCAGCAAGCUGAAAAUCGUCAGAGAGUGUCUCUACGACAGAGUGUCUCAAGAGACGGCCGACAGCGCCGAGAUCACGCAGAGAUUGUCCAAAGUGAACAAAUACAUUUGUGAAAAGAUAAUGGACAUCAACAAGUCCAUCAAGAAUGAGGAGCGGCGAGAGUCCAAGCUGCUUAUCAGACAGACAGUCAAGAUGGAGAAUUUCACCUACGAUGGAAUAUAGUGACCAGCUGUCACGCCAGCGCCUUCUGCCCUGCGUGGUCUGCAGGACUUUUAAGGGGGACUUGGUACAGGCUGUUGGGAAAUGUCACUGUUCCAGGAGCGGUCAUAUUUUUUUUCAUACAUUUGAUUGAUUUUUCUGUGAAAUGUUAAAACACAUCGGUCCCACGCCACCUUCUCUGAGAGGUGAGCACCACAUUUUUCAGCUGCGUGCCAGGCAGCUUUACCCACCAGUUAGAACUUGUGGAAUAGUUUGAUCUGAGCUGGAAUGAGCGUUUUUAUAAGCUUUACCAUGGCGUUGGUACAGAGACGCGUGCACAUGUAUCAAAAGAGAAAUGAGAUGUGAUUAUUAAUUUAUUGUUCUGUGUCAGAACAUCCUUUUGAGUCCUUUAACUUUUAAAAAGUAAGAGGUUAUUUUAGUGGCUAAAGUCUUCUGAUGCUGUAAGAGUGAUGAUGCUGGCUGAUGUUAGUUCUUAGACGUAUGAGCUGUCAGUUGUCUUUUUGGGAACGAUCCAGGAACUGUGGGGAAAUUGAAUGUUGGUACUUAAUGCAUAGAAUGGGACAUCAGGGUCUCAAACGCACAAGUCUUAAUUAGUAACAGCCAUAUGUCAUUUUGCUCCAAGAGAUUAAUUUUGAAUGUGUGUUGUUAAGUCCUUUAACUCAUCCGUUCAUAAGGAGAGAGGUUUAUUAGAAAGUUUCUCAGAUUUGAGAUCAACAAUAUCAUUAGACUUUUUUAGAGUUGUGAGAAUCUGCCAUCAGUGUUUAUGAGCACUUGAGAGGUUUAGGUGACAUUUGUGUGUUAAAGCUGUCGGAGAGCUUGACAGCAGACAUGUAGUGGUACAGGCAUUUUGAUGCCAAGGACAGCCUUAAACCGAUUUGGCAAUCACCGGGGCCUGGUUUGUCCCUGGGUUUUCUAGUAAGCUGUGAUUGUAAUUGUUCAGUAAGCUGAAGUGACGAAGCUUCACCUGCACUUUGCUGUGAGAAUGCAAGAGGUAGCCAGGUACUGUUUAGUGUGUGGUUUGCAUCAUUCGGGUUGGGAUGAACCAGACGCGGGGCUCGGCUCGGCUCGGCUCGGCUCAGUCUGGGUCAUCUUGAUGCUGAGGCUGUGGGUAAAGCUGUCUGCUGCUGCUGCACUAUGUCUCCAUGAGGUAGUCUGGCCCUGGUGAACCUCAUAAUAACUGUUGUCUUUGAGCCUCACCACUGGGGGGGGGG
Molecule: messenger RNA, 3187 nt
Organism: Nothobranchius furzeri (turquoise killifish)
Lineage: Eukaryota; Metazoa; Chordata; Actinopteri; Cyprinodontiformes; Nothobranchiidae
Gene: bend5
Product: BEN domain containing 5
Biological process (GO): negative regulation of DNA-templated transcription
Molecular function (GO): DNA binding
Source: RefSeq, a predicted model, not a curated record